CUGAAACAUUCCUCUUCAUUUAAGCAUUGCCCGGAAUGUUCAGAAGCAUCAGCGUCUCUUAAGUGUGAUGGAGAGCCUGGAUAAUGGGAAGCCCAUUCGAGAAUCCCGGGACUGCGACUUGCCCAUUGUUGUUCGACACUUUUAUCAUCAUGCAGGCUGGGCCCAGCUCAUGGAUGUUGAAAUGAAGGGCUGGAAACCUGUUGGUGUUGUUGGAGCCAUAGUGCCAUGGAAUUUCCCCUUGAUGUUGCUGACGUGGAAGAUUUGCCCAGCUCUUUCCAUGGGAAACACUGUAAUUUUGAAACCGGCAACAUACACGCGCUUGACUGCUUUGCUUCUAGCUGAAAUCUGUGCAGAGGCAGGCUUGCCUCCUGGUGUGUUUAACGUAGUAACUGGGAAUGGAGAAUUCGGCAGCAAAUUGGCAUUGCACCCAGAAGUAGAUAAAGUGGCCUUCACUGGCUCCACAGAGGUGGGAAUGGUUGUACAGCAUAUGAUGUAG
This is a messenger RNA of Protopterus annectens (West African lungfish), 496 nucleotides long. RefSeq names its product aldehyde dehydrogenase X, mitochondrial-like. The record is from RefSeq and is a predicted model, not a curated record. The transcript has 4 exons. NCBI's taxonomy places the organism in Eukaryota, Metazoa, Chordata, Ceratodontiformes, Protopteridae. Gene Ontology annotation, molecular function: oxidoreductase activity. The coding region runs from base 68 to 496 and encodes 142 amino acids.